UAUGAGCAUCUGGCAGAAGGCAAGGAACCAACCACUUCUACCACCAAAAAAAACAAAAAGAGGAACCAACCACGUGUAUCAUUACAGUCCACUCUCACGAUCUUGUCUCCCAACUAAAUCAAAUUAACAAAAAUAAGUUCUCCACACUUUCCACUGUCGAAUUUUCUCACCUAACUCGCUGUUCUUCUUGAUUGCAAAUUUGAGCUUUUCGCAAAAUCUGAUAAUUCAACACUCAAAUGGCAUCCUAUGUUGCUUCUUCUUCAUCAGUAUUUUCACCAAUAUGUCCCAUUUUUUCUCAAGCCAAAUUGAAUCUUUACUACAACACUUCUUCUUCUGUCUACAAACCAACUUCUUGUAGCUCUUCCAAAUCUUCAUUUUUCCAAUAUGGGUUCUCUUUACCAUCCUCUAAAUCAUUUGGGUAUUCAUUGAAAUCCAAGAAUGUAGGCACUGUCUAUGCUAGAGCUGCUACUGAGAAGACUAUUUAUGACUUCACUGUUAAGGAUAUUGAUGGGAAAGAUGUUCCACUUAACACAUUUAAGGGAAAGGUUCUUCUAAUUGUUAACGUUGCUUCCAGAUGUGGCUUGACAACAUCAAAUUACACAGAGCUCUCUCGUUUGUAUGAGAAGUAUAAAAAUCAAGGACUUGAGAUUCUUGCUUUUCCAUGUAAUCAGUUUGGGGCUCAAGAGCCAGGAUCAAAUCCGGAGAUUAAGCAGUUUGCUUGUACACGGUUUAAAGCUGAAUUCCCAAUUUUUGACAAGGUUGACGUUAAUGGGCCAAACACGGCACCAGUUUACCAGUUCCUAAAAUCAAAUGCAGGAGGAUUUUUAGGUGAUCUGGUUAAGUGGAACUUUGAGAAGUUUCUUGUGGACAAAAAUGGUAAAGUUGUUGAGAGGUAUCCACCAACAACGUCGCCUUUCCAAAUAGAGAAGGAUAUUCAGAAACUUUUGGCAACAUAACUUGUAUGGAGAUUGGUUCCUACUUUUUUUAUGUACACAUAAGAGGGAGGAAAACGAGACGAAACAUCUUUCGAUGUGUCCAACUGAAGUGUUUCCACUCUCAACUUUGCUUAAAAUUAUAUGAGAAGCAGAUAUCUCAUGGAUUUGUUUUGUCAAUCCUAAGGACCCGUUUGGUAGUGUGGAUUAUUUUCAUAAUCUAUGGAUGAAAUGGUGGAAUUACUUAAAAGACAUUGUUUGCUACCAACUUUGGAGCAAUGUAUAAUUAAUAUAUUAAUAUAUGGAUUAGUUAUACAUCCUACAUGAUAUUAUAGGGUGUAUAACUAAUACACCCAAUUUGAUGGGAUUAGUAAUC
Capsicum annuum is the source of this 1308-nucleotide messenger RNA. Its product is annotated as probable phospholipid hydroperoxide glutathione peroxidase. Bases 237 to 956 code for a protein of 239 amino acids. Gene Ontology annotation, molecular function: glutathione peroxidase activity. The record is from RefSeq and is a predicted model, not a curated record. Gene Ontology annotation, biological process: response to oxidative stress. The transcript is spliced from 6 exons. NCBI's taxonomy places the organism in Eukaryota, Viridiplantae, Streptophyta, Magnoliopsida, Solanales, Solanaceae.